UUAAACUCUUAAACCAUCCCCAUUCAUAUUCAUGUGAAGUAAAAGCAGCGAGAAAGAGUAAACGAAAAUCGGCGAAAAACAAUGACAGUAGCGGCCGGGAUAGGGUACGCGUUGGUGGCUUUAGGACCGUCUCUUACCCUUUUCGUCUCCGUUAUCUCCAAAAAGCCCUUCUUGAUCCUCACUCUUCUCUCCAGUACAUUGGUUUGGCUUAUAAGUUUGAUAAUAUUAUCUGGAAUAUGGAGAGCUUUUCUUCCUUUGAACUCAAAAACUUGGUGGCCUUUGGCAAUUCUUAUAUUCACAUCCGUUGCCUUUCAAGAAGGCCUUCGCCUUCUUUUCUGGAAAGUUUACAAGAGGUUAGAAGACAUAUUGGAUGCUUUUGCUGAUAGGGUCUCAAAGCCACGCCUAUACCUGACUGAUAAGAUGCAAAUUGCUCUUGCUGGCGGGUUAGGUCAUGGUGUGGCACAUGCAGUAUUCUUUUGUCUUAGCCUCUUAACACCAGCAUUUGGUCCAGCAACUUAUUUUGUUGAUAGGUGUUCACAGAUACCAUUUUUCCUUGUUUCUGCAAUCAUUGCUCUUGCAUUUGUAACGGUUCAUACUUUCUCUAUGGUUAUUGCAUUUAAUGGCUAUUCUGAAGGGAAUAAAGUGGAUCAAGUUUUUGUUCCCUCAGUUCAUCUUGCUGCUGGAAUGAUGACUUUGAUAAAUUUUGCUUCCGGUGGCUGCAUUAUUGGGAUUCCUCUUCUCUUCUUGAUGGCAAUCUUGACCUUGAUGCACUGUGGGAGGAUGGUUUGGAGAAGAUUAACUGAAAACCAAAGGCAGGGUAAUUCAUAACAACCACGAACUUCUUCAAGUUCUCCCUUUGUUUAGUUGCACCUGCACGGUUCCUACCUUGCAGGUGCUAGACAUUGAAGCCAAGUAGGCACCUUUUUCAAUGAAGUAAGUUUGCAACAGCUAAAACUUUUCAUUCAAAUCCGUAUACAGUGGCUCCUUGUUUAUGCAUUUUGUUUAUGUUUGCGAGGCCUGAUGAAGUUGCGUAGUUUUGGUGUCUUCUUGCAUCAAUGUGUUUUUCUUGUAUUUUUUGUGGAAAGUUCCUUCAACAUAUAGGGAAUGGUUCAAUGGACAUCUAUAGCUUUGUCUAUCCUACUUGACAACAGUAUUGUCACUUAUUUUAUACUUGUAACAACAUGCUUUUCUUUCUAUUUUCAGUUAGAUCAUAUUGUGAAACCAUAGGUUAUGCUGUUUCAUCCAUUAGUAACUGAAUCUGAUGACCUCUUACUGAUCACCGAUAACUCUUUGCAAGUUUCCAAAAUUUUCUUCAAUUUGCAUUUUCUUCCUACUUAAUUCCUUGGUUUAGGAUUGUGAUUGGUGUUUGGAAUUGUUGUUAGUUGGUGAAUUUAACCCUAAAUGCAAUGUCAAAUAAAAUAAAGAUUUGUUUAUGAUUUAAAAUCUCAAUUGUGGUGGAUUUCAUUUUUCAAUGGAAAAACCAAAUAGAAACUUGUUUUUAGAGAAGUAUUGAAUUUAUUUUCGUUUGCAUUUAUGAAUCACAAGCCACUAGGAUAUGUACUUACUGAACUUUUAAAUAAUUUUUUAGGCUCUUGUUGUUAUUAGAAAUCGAAUUUUUU
This is a messenger RNA of Durio zibethinus, 1619 nucleotides long. Its product is annotated as gamma-secretase subunit APH1-like. Gene Ontology annotation, cellular component: membrane. Gene Ontology annotation, biological process: positive regulation of catalytic activity; protein processing. Lineage: Eukaryota; Viridiplantae; Streptophyta; Magnoliopsida; Malvales; Malvaceae. The record is from RefSeq and is a predicted model, not a curated record.